AUGCGCGACGACACUUUCAGUCAGACUCAUUUGAAUGCCCGUUUUGCGAUCGACGUUUUGCCCGGAAUGAUACGCUCCGUCAACACGUCCGCACCCAUCACGAGGAUAAAGAGCUUCAACCAGGUCGCACAAUUCGAGCGUGCAAUUACUGCUGCUCGCGAAAGUCCAAAUGUGACGGAAAGGCUCCGUGCGGAGCCUGUGUGCGGCGAGGAAUUGAUUGCUCCUUUGGGAGCUCGAUUCGGGGCCGCCAAGAUCAACAACCUAGUCUCGCCAGCGUUAAUUUAUAUCCAGGUGUUCUUCGAGAAGUUUCACCCCACAUGGCCAUUUCUGCACCGCGCAACCUUCGAUCCGGACCAUGAGCCCGCCCUUCUCUUUCAAUCCGUCAUGAUGAUGGGAUUAUGGUUGACCGGUAAAGAGGAUGCCCGGAUUGCAGCGACGGAUCUGCACUCGAAACUCCUUGUGUCUAUCCAUCAACAGCGAGAUAAAUGGGAAGCACCAAGCCAGCACAACGCAGAACCCCCCUCCUCCUGGCCCAUGGCAACAUAUCAAGGAAUCCUGCUCCAAAUCAUUUUCGCCCUCCUUAAAGGUAAUCAAGGUCUAAACCUGCAGCUAACUCACGAACUCCCCACCCUCCCCUUGCAGCUCCUAAAAGCCCUCGUCCGCACCUGCCUCAAGCGCAAAAUGUUCUUCUACCCCUCGAUUGUCGCCCAGUUCAAAAACACCCUGCCCGACGUUUACAUUUGGGUGGGUGUUGAGGAAGUCAAGCGCUUCGCCCUUUCCCUGUACAAAGUCUGUCGGUCCUGCCGGGUCCCUGACACCGAUGCAUCUUCGCAGGGCCGGAGUUUGCUCUCUCUAGCGGAUUUGCAAUUCGCGCUUCCGGAUAGCGAUGAACUCUGGCAUGCGAGCUCAGACUUGGCCUCGCGGCUGGCGGAGGACCGGAGCGCGUAUCGCGAGAGGAAUUCAGAGGAGAGGUGGAUUAGUCAGACGGCGAGAGUGCUACAGCCUCAUGGGGGGUUUUGUUGGUUCUGA
This is a messenger RNA of Aspergillus tanneri, 1029 nucleotides long. RefSeq lists its product as uncharacterized. Bases 1 to 1029 code for a protein of 342 amino acids. The record is from RefSeq and is a predicted model, not a curated record. Gene Ontology annotation, cellular component: chromatin. Lineage: Eukaryota; Fungi; Ascomycota; Eurotiomycetes; Eurotiales; Aspergillaceae. The transcript is spliced from 4 exons. Gene Ontology annotation, molecular function: zinc ion binding; DNA-binding transcription factor activity, RNA polymerase II-specific; RNA polymerase II cis-regulatory region sequence-specific DNA binding. Gene Ontology annotation, biological process: regulation of transcription by RNA polymerase II; DNA-templated transcription.